Verticillium alfalfae VaMs.102 is the source of this 1515-nucleotide messenger RNA. RefSeq lists its product with no specific name. Bases 1 to 1515 code for a protein of 504 amino acids. The record is from RefSeq and is a predicted model, not a curated record. Gene Ontology annotation, biological process: regulation of DNA-templated transcription. Lineage: Eukaryota; Fungi; Ascomycota; Sordariomycetes; Glomerellales; Plectosphaerellaceae. Gene Ontology annotation, molecular function: DNA-binding transcription factor activity, RNA polymerase II-specific; zinc ion binding. The transcript has a single exon.
AUGGAGAGGUGGGAAACUGACAGGGCUGGCUCUUUCCAGUGUGAUGGACAGACACCAUGUGCACGAUGCUCGUCGCGGGGACUUGAAUGCGAGUACCAGGCUCGGAUCCACCGCAGCAAACGCAGCCUCAGAGACGAGAUUGAGGUACUCAAGCAACGGCAGCGCGAGCAGGACGCGCUGCUUGAAGCGCUGCAGGAUCCCCUGCGCAGAGACGCUGCCUUGCACAUGCUCCAGGAGAGAAGCCGUGCGGCCGCGGUCCUGAACGACAGCGAGCUAGGCCAGCAACAGACGGACAUGCCGAUCAAGCAGGAGGAGAGGAGGCAUUCCGACGUCAGUAGCUGGAACAACUUUGACGACAUGAGGGCGUCGUCUGGAAGCCCGUUACAGGGGUUCACCUCUAGUUCGACAACGCGCGCGAUGGUCUCGACGACCCCUCAGAUGUCUUGGACUACGACUGGUCCAUCCAUGAGGCCUGACACGAGUGUGACUUCCGGCAUGGAGACUGGCGCGUUCCAAGCGCCUGCCACGACGGCACGCAUUCGCUGGUCAGCUCGAUCAUUUCGCCCACAGUGGGAACGACUCAGAGCCGUCUCCCUGCAACAUCACAAAUGCAUGGCAGUUAUCCAGGUGGCUCUGCGCCCGCCAUUGCCCUUUCGAAUGCAGAACAACGACUGGAACAAAGAGGCUGCUAGCAGCCAGCUGUCCUCGCAGCCUUGGAUGGGACCGUCACCGGGUAUGGUAGGUCACGUACCUUUGCAGCAACAGCAACAGCAAGGCAAAGGUGCGUAUCACGUUGGAGGCGUUUAUCACCCGUCGUGGGAGAAAGGCCCAGACUUCAGCGGCGCCCCGAUGCAUGGUCCCCUGGACGGAAUGGAGUGGACGCAGGGCCCGGGAUUCACACCAGUAACAAAUCCCAGCACCUCUUCGUUUCCUCCAAACCUGACCACCCGGCCUGCUAGCCCCGUUAACUCGCGAACGAACUCAAGCUCGACGACAGCCUCCUCCGGAACGACACAGUCAUCGGCACCCUCCAUGACUUCGGCAACCCCGAGCGUGGGCGGCUUGCCAUUCUCCCCCUCCAUGAAGCCUCCGCCUCCCGUUUCCUUCUUCGAACCGGUGGACGAGUCUGGACGCCGGCAGAGCAUGCCGGAUUGUAGCACAGUCACGGCGGAUGCGGCACCCAUCGAAUGCGCCGACGCCCGCGAACGCCAUCGCAUCGCCUCGGCCCGGAGCUGGAGCAAACAAAAGAGCGCCAUCGCUGACCUGCAGGCAACUGUGUCUCGCGUCGAAGCGCAGCACGCCACGCUGCGGCAAGAGUACACGCAGGUACUGAAUCAGGUUCACGACGUCCACAACGCGCUACUCAAGCACGUGGGUUGCAACGACCCCGCCAUAUCCAUGUGGCUCAAGCAGGACCAGGAGGCAUCGACGGCGGGCAUGAGUCGGGAGAAGCCAGGCCCCCUGCGGCCGGUAACGAAUGAGUUUGUCGCAGAGUUUUCUCAUGAUGCAUUCUGA